AUGUCCAACACAGACUUCCUCUCCCGCGCCAUCGAGCAGGUGCGAAAGGCGAUCGAGGCCGACAAUGCUGCCCAGUACGACAAGGCCUACCAGAUGUACUACCAGUCACUCGAGCUCUUCAUGCUGGCCUUGAAAUGGGAGAAGAACCCAAAGUCCAAGGAGAUGAUCCGCCAGAAGACGGGCGAGUACAUGGACCGCGCUGAGAAGCUGAAAGCUCACCUGUCCGACUCAGACGCCAAGCGCAAAAAGCCAGGCAUGCUGGGCGCUAACGGCUCCAGCACCGGCGGCACAGGCAAGGGCAAAGGAGGCGAUGGCGACGGCGAUGGGGGCGGCGCUAUCGAUGAGGACUCCAAGAAGCUGAGGAGCGCCCUGGCCGGCGCCAUCUUGCAAGAUCGGCCCAACGUCAAGUGGGAGGACGUCGCAGGUCUCGAAGGGGCGAAAGAGGCCCUGAAGGAGGCCGUCCUGCUUCCCAUCAAGUUCCCCCAGAUGUUCCAGGGCAACAGGAAGCCGUGGAAGGGUAUCCUGCUGUAUGGGCCGCCGGGUACGGGAAAGAGUUAUCUGGCCAAGGCGCUGGCGACCGAGGCCAAGAGCACGUUCUUCAGCGUGAGCAGCUCCGACCUGGUGAGCAAGUGGAUGGGCGAGUCGGAAAGGCUCGUCAAGCAGCUCUUCAACAUGGCCCGCGAGAACAAACCCUCCAUCAUCUUCAUCGACGAGGUCGACGCCCUGUGCGGGCCCCGAGGCGAGGGUGAAUCCGAGGCCUCGCGCCGUAUAAAAACCGAAAUGCUGGUGCAGAUGGACGGCGUGGGCAAGGACUCGACUGGCGUCCUGGUGCUCGGCGCUACGAACAUCCCCUGGCAGCUCGACGCCGCCAUUCGCCGCCGCUUCCAGCGCCGCGUGCACAUCUCUCUACCCGACACCGCCGCCAGGACGACCAUGUUCAAAAUCGCCGUGGGCGACACCAAGACGAGCCUCAAGAGCGAGGACUACCGCGAGCUGGCCAAGCUGAGCGAGGGCUACAGCGGCAGUGAUAUCGCCGUCGCUGUGCAGGAUGCGCUGAUGCAGCCCGUGCGAAAGAUCCAGCAAGCGACGCACUUCAAGCCAGUCACGGUGGACGGCGAGAAAAAGGUCACCCCUUGCUCCCCAGGCGAGCCCGACGCGAUAGAGAUGACAUGGGAGGACGUCAGCACCGAUGAGCUCCUUGAGCCUAUCGUCGACUUCAAGGACUUUAUCAAGUCCGUCAAGUCGUCAAGACCGACCGUCUCGCAGGAGGAUCUGACAAGGAACGCGGAGUGGACAAACGAAUUCGGCAGUGAGGGCGCAUAGAAGAAGGGAAAGAAAAGCGGCAGGAUCCCAAAAAUAAGCAGGAGGGGGGAGGGGGUCAAACGGCGACCAACUGGGCAUCAAUCACAAAGUGUCGGGCGUGCGGCCAGUGGUGAUAUACGAUACCUUAUAACCUGACUGAAGCAAGCAAGCAGACUCAGGGCGUCAAGGCGUUUUCUUUUACUUUUUUAUGUUACAAUUUCUUUUAUGCAUAGGAACAGGAUGAAUGGGGUGGGUGGAAAUGGAAGAGGGUAAGGAUAGCUUUGCGCAUAGUUGGGGGAAAAAGCGUCUUGUUUGUAGAUACGCUGUGGAAUGACAGUAGUUCUGAACCG
Molecule: messenger RNA, 1652 nt
Organism: Cryphonectria parasitica EP155
Lineage: Eukaryota; Fungi; Ascomycota; Sordariomycetes; Diaporthales; Cryphonectriaceae
Product: vacuolar protein sorting-associated protein VPS4
Exons: 3
Coding region: 1-1323 (440 amino acids)
Biological process (GO): vacuole organization; endosomal transport
Molecular function (GO): ATP hydrolysis activity; ATP binding
Source: RefSeq, a predicted model, not a curated record